Messenger RNA from Aspergillus wentii DTO 134E9, 429 nucleotides. RefSeq lists its product as uncharacterized. NCBI's taxonomy places the organism in Eukaryota, Fungi, Ascomycota, Eurotiomycetes, Eurotiales, Aspergillaceae. The record is from RefSeq and is a predicted model, not a curated record. The transcript has a single exon. Bases 56 to 319 code for a protein of 87 amino acids.
UGUACCUAGUGUUCUGACUGCAGAGUGUCGAUCGAUCAGACCUGAGCAGGGACAGAUGGGCAGACAAAAAGGCUUUCUAGUCGAACAACGAAAGCAAACCCAAACAAAGGCUUUGAAUGGACCAAAGCCAGAGAGACGAUCGGAAUGGGAUGUGGUGGAGGGGCAAGUGAAGAAUGAGGGCGACCUGGAGAUGGGAUUUGAGGACGGGCAACGAAAGGAAUGCAGCCAGUUCUCUGAGUCAAGUUUGAAGAAGAAAAAAAGCCCAAUGAAGAACAGGUUCCACUUCCAAUGUCUCGAAACGAAUGAAAUAAAUAAAUAAGAAGAGAAGGACAGAGGGGGGAAGGGAGAGUGAAUAGGGAAAAAAGAGAAACGCGUGAUGGUCUUGCCAGAAGCCCCAAGAAGAAGAAAAGGAAAAACACGAGAAUGACA